Manis javanica (Malayan pangolin) is the source of this 3125-nucleotide messenger RNA. NCBI's taxonomy places the organism in Eukaryota, Metazoa, Chordata, Mammalia, Pholidota, Manidae. The record is from RefSeq and is a predicted model, not a curated record.
AGGGGUCCCUGAGCGCGGCCCCUCCCCCCCUGUGCCCCUUCCUGCGCUGCAGUGCCCCCACCCCUCGUGUCCCGGUCCGUCGGUCCGCGCUCAGGCCUCGCCCCACCCCAGCCCCUAGGGCUGCCUGGCGGUCCCCCCACCCAUCGCGGCCGCCCCCUCCCUCUGGGCCGGUCCCCGCAGCAGCCCGGGAAGCAAGCAGGGACGUCGCCGCCCCAGACCCAGACCCCGACAUCGGGGGCCUGCACCCCAAGAUUGGAUCCAGAGAUCUGGAAUCCCGAGCCUGGGACCCUGAUCUGGAGCUGGGACCCCAAGACGUGGAGCUUAAAACACCAAUAUCGGUGGCUGGGAUCUCAUCACCAGUCUCUGGGACCCCAAGAUUUGGAGCCUGAACCCCAAAACCUGGAUAUGAACCCAAGGUUUGGAGCCUGCACCUCAAGAUUUAGCAUCUAAACACCCAAAUCUGGAGCUGAAUUCUGAAUUCUGUGCCUGGGACCUUGAAAUCAGGACUGGAUUCCUAUAUAUAUACCUGGAACCCACUAUUUGGGACCUGAACCCUGAGAAUUAGGCCUUAAAUUACAAGACCUGAAGCCUGGUAUUCCAAGGGGCCUAAACCUGAGUUUUGGCCUGAAGUCCUUGCUGCAAUUCUGAAUGCUGAGAUUUGGGGCUAGAGACCUCCAAAUCUUGGCUCAGCACCCACUCUCUGAACCAAGCAUCCCCCGUAUCCGAUCCCAGGACUGGGCCUGGGACCCAGACCCUAAACUCUCCAUUGGCUCUUUAGCAUCCCAGAACUGGAGGUGGGUGACCCUUAUUCUGGGCAACCCAAACUUGGGCCUGGACUCAAAAAUUGGACCCUAGAGGCCCAAUAUUUGGAGAUCUAGGACACCAAGUAUCAAGGUCUAAAGACUCUGUGGCCACAGAUCUGAGCUGAGACACAGCAGACGGUCCCUCUACAGCGGACUUGGGGACAGGGAAGGCAAGACCAGGUGCCCCUUCCAGAGCUCUGACCCCUGAGUCCCUUGGAGCCUAAGGACUCACUCCCUGGGGCAGCCUCCAGCUCAGGCCACCCCUGCCCGCGAUGGCCGUCUUCCCACUACUACUCUGCCUGCUGCCACUGGCCCCUGCCUCAUCUCCACCCCAGCCAGCCACACCCAGCCUGUGUCCCCGCCGCUGCCGCUGCCAGACACAGUCUCUGCCCCUAAGCGUGCUGUGCCCAGGGGCAGGCCUUCUGUUUGUGCCACCAUCACUGGACCGCCGAGCAGCUGAACUGCGCCUGGCGGACAAUUUCAUUGCGGCUGUGCGACGCCGUGACCUGGCUAACAUGACGGGCCUGCUGCAUCUGAGCUUGUCACGUAACACCAUCCGCCAUGUGGCGGCUGGUGCCUUUGCUGACUUACGUGCCCUUCGUGCCCUCCACCUAGAUGGCAACCGGCUGACCUCGCUGGGCGAAGGUCAGCUGCGUGGCCUGGUCAACUUGCGCCACCUCAUCCUGAGCAACAACCAGCUGGCAGCCCUGGCAGCUGGUGCCCUGGACGACUGCACCGAGACACUCGAGGACCUUGACCUCUCUUACAACAACCUGGAACAGCUGCCCUGGGAGGCUUUGGGCCGCCUGGGCAAUGUCAAUACAUUGGGCCUUGACCACAACCUGCUGGCUUCUGUGCCUGCCGGCGCCUUUUCCCGCCUGCACAAGUUGGCACGGCUGGACAUGACUUCUAACCGCUUGACCACCAUCCCACCCGACCCACUCUUCUCCCGCCUACCACUGCUAGCCAGGCCCCGUGGCUCCCCGGCCUCCGCCCUGGUGCUGGCCUUCGGUGGGAACCCCCUGCACUGCAACUGCGAGCUGGUGUGGCUGCGGCGCCUGGCGCGGGAAGAUGACCUCGAGGCCUGCGCCUCCCCACCAGCUCUGGGUGGCCGCUAUUUCUGGGCUGUGGGUGAGGAAGAGUUUGUGUGCGAGCCCCCUGUGGUGACUCACCGAUCACCACCUCUGGCAGUGCCUGCAGGUCGGCCAGCUGCCCUGCGCUGCCGAGCAGUGGGGGACCCUGAGCCCCAUGUGCGUUGGGUGUCACCCCAGGGCCGCCUGGUGGGCAACUCGAGCCGUGCUCGCGCCUUCCCUAACGGGACGCUGGAGCUGCUGGUCACUGAGCCAGGGGAUGGUGGCAUCUUUACCUGCAUUGCGGCCAAUGCAGCUGGCGAGGCCACGGCUGCUGUUGAGUUGACUGUGGGUCCCCCACCGCCCCCUCAGCUGGCCAACAGCACCAGCUGUGACCCCCCGCGGGACGGGGAUCCUGAUGCCCUCACCCCGCCCUCUGCCGCCUCUGCCUCCGCCUCCGCCAAGGCAGCUGAUGCUGGACCCCCUGCCGACCGUGGGGUCCAGGUGACAGAGCAUGGGGCCACAGCUGCUCUUGUCCAGUGGCCAGAUCAGCGGCCUAUCCCAGGCAUCCGCAUGUACCAGAUCCAGUACAACAGCUCAGCCGAUGAUAUCCUCGUCUACAGGAUGAUCCAGGCCGACAGCCACUCCUUCCUGUUGACAGACCUGGCAUCAGGCCGCACCUACGAUCUGUGCGUGUUAGCGGUGUAUGAGGACAGCGCCACGAGGCUAACAGCCACCCAGCCGGUGGGCUGCGCCCGCUUCUCCACCGAACCAGCACUGAGGCCAUGCGGGGCCCCACAUGCCCCCUUCUUGGGUGGCACCAUGAUCAUCGCACUGGGUGGUGUCAUCGUGGCCUCGGUACUGGUCUUCAUCUUCGUGCUGCUUAUGCGCUACAAGGUGCACGGCGGCCAGCCCCCCGGCAAGGCCAAGGGAUCCGCACCCGUCAGCAGCGUUUGCUCCCAGACCAACGGCGCCCCGGGCCCCACGCUGGCCCCAACUGCCCCUGAGCCUGCUGCGCCCAGGGCCCACACCGUAGUCCAGCUGGACUGUGAGCCCUGGAGGCCCAGCCAUGAACCCACGGGACCCUAGCUUCAUGCUCACCCCGAUGGCCCUUCUGGCCCCAGGGGUGGCGGAACACAGGCACCCCAUGGGUCCUGGCCUCAGACUCACCAAAUUGCUCACGGUUUUUAAAACUCUGAUGGGGAGGGUGUUGGGGGCACCAGGGCAUAACAAGAAAGUCCUAUUUUUCUAA